This is a messenger RNA of Trichomonas vaginalis G3, 1341 nucleotides long. Its product is annotated as protein ubiquitination. Gene Ontology annotation, molecular function: protein binding. The record is from RefSeq and is a predicted model, not a curated record. Bases 1 to 1341 code for a protein of 446 amino acids. The transcript has a single exon. NCBI's taxonomy places the organism in Eukaryota, Parabasalia, Trichomonadida, Trichomonadidae.
AUGACUAGUAAUGCAAACAAAUUCUUCAAAUAUGCAUUAAAUACAAGUGUUUCUGUAAAUACUUCUCAAGAUAUCAUUUCUAUUCUUUCAUCAUUUAAAAAACACAAGCAUUACCGAUUUUUAGAUGGGAUAAUUGAUAAUCUAAAGCAAAAUGAGAAGAAUAUGUCAAAGAAUUCGGAUCAAAAUGAGAUUAAAAAUGAAAAUCAGAAUGAGAUACAAACAAUCAGAUCUCAACUUGAACGCAAUGAAUCAGAGAUUGCUAAAUUAAAUGAAGAAAACAUAAAACUCAGACAAAAUCUUGAAAAUUUGGAAUCAAAAGAAAUUUUAUCAAAAAUUGCUGAAUUUAAAAAUUCAAGUGAUAUUGAAGCUGUUUAUGAAUUCCUUGAUGAACUUGCACAGAAAGGAUAUCAACAAUUGAUGUCAAAAGCUUGUGAAGAAGGACUUUGGGAGACAGAUGAUUCUCGUUCACAAUCAAUUCUUCAUAAAGCAUCAAUUGAAGGAAAUCUCAGGCUUGUUAAAUCUCUUAUUGAAUGUGGAUGUGAUAAAGAAAUAAAAAAAUAUCGUUUAGGAUUUACUCCACUUUUUGAGGCAGCAAGACAAAGUCAUUUUGAAAUAGUAAAAUAUCUUAUCUCAGUUGGAGCAAAUAUAGAAACAAAAGAUUCAUCAAAAAGAACUUUACUGCAUAAUGCAUCAUAUGGAGGUAACCUUGAUAUAGUUAAAUAUCUCGUUUCAAUUGGCGCUGACAUCAACGCAAAGGAUAUGGACGGAGAAACUGCUACAAGUGUAGCGGCAAUGUGGGGUCAACUUGAUGUACUUAAAUUUCUAAUCUCAGCUGGAGCUGAUAAAGAAGAAAAGAAUAAUAAUGGAGAAACUACACUCUGGAAAGCGUUUGAAUAUGAAAAAUAUGAAAUCGUUAUAUAUCUUAUUUCCAUCGGAGCUAAUACAGAAGGAUUGGAAGAUCAAAUGAAAACUCUACCCAUGAAGGUAGCAGAAUCUGGUAGCACUAAAACCCUUGAAUAUUUAAUUUCUAAUGGAACUGAUAAAGAAACAAAAGAUGAUCAUGGAAGAACUCUUCUCAUUUGUGCGUCAGAAAAAGGUCAACUUGAAACAGUUAAAUAUCUUAUUUCCAUUGGAGCUGAUAAAGAAGCAAAGGAUGAUCGUGGAAAAACUCCAAUUAUUUGUGCAUCAGAAAAACGUAAAUAUCAAGUAGUUUUAUAUCUGCCCACGGUUGGUGCUGAUGUAGACGCAAAAGAUAAUGAUGGAAAAACAGCAUUUUCAUACUUACCACCGUUUUUUAAGAAACGAUUAAUGAGAUUUAGCAAAAAUGCAGACAAUCAUUAA